AUGUCAGGAAGUGAUUUCGCAGAGCGCGGCGACAGGAGUGAGGAGCAAGUGUCGGGUGCUAAAGUCGUAGCCCAGGCCCUGAAAACACAAGAUGUGGAAUACAUAUUUGGUAUCGUAGGUAUCCCAGUGACCGAAAUCGCCAUCGCCGCGCAGAGUCUGGGCAUCAAGUACAUAGGAAUGAGAAAUGAGCAAGCGGCUUGUUAUGCUGCUUCUGCAGUUGGCUAUCUGACAGGCAGGCCAGGAGUAUGCCUUGUGGUUUCUGGCCCAGGUCUCAUCCACGCCUUGGGUGGCAUGGCAAAUGCAAACAUGAACUGUUGGCCCUUGAUUGUGAUUGGUGGUUCCUCUGAAACAAGUCAAGAAAUGAUGGGAGCCUUCCAGGAGUUUCCCCAGGUUGAAGCUUGUAGAUUAUAUAGCAAAUUCUCUGCCCGGCCAAGCAGCAUAGAAGCUAUUCCCUUUAUUAUUGAAAAGGCUGUGAGAAGCAGUAUUUAUGGUCGUCCAGGUGCUUGCUAUGUUGACAUUCCUGCAGAUUUUGUGAAUCUCCAGGUGGAUACAAAUUCUGUAAAGUAUGUGGAGUGCUGCAUGCCCCCUCCUAUUAGCAUGGCAGAAACUUCUGCUGUACAUGUGGCAGCAUCUAUUAUCAGGAAUGCCAAGCAGCCCCUCCUUAUCAUUGGCAAAGGUGCUGCUUAUGCUCAUGCAGAAGAGAGUAUCAGGAAAUUGGUUGAGCAAUGUAAAUUGCCAUUUUUGCCAACCCCCAUGGGAAAGGGUGUUGUCCCUGACAACCAUCCAAACUGCGUCAGUGCAGCCAGAUCCAGGGCUUUGCAAUUUGCUGAUGUAAUUGUGUUAUUUGGUGCAAGAUUAAAUUGGAUUUUGCAUUUUGGACUGCCUCCGCGAUAUCGACCAGAUGUGAAGUUUAUCCAGAUUGAUAUCUGUGCAGAGGAACUGGGGAAUAAUGUAAGGCCUGCUGUCACUUUACUAGGAGACAUAAAUGCUGUAACUAAACAGCUUUUAGAACAAUUUGAUGAAACACCGUGGCAGUAUCCUCCAGAGAGCACAUGGUGGAAAACUCUGAGAGAAAAAAUGAAGAGCAAUGAAGCUGCAUCCAAGGAACUAGCUUCCAAAAUAGCCCCACCUAUGAAUUAUUACACAGUGUUCUACCAUGUUCAAGAACAACUACCUAGAGACUGUUUUGUGGUAAGCGAAGGAGCAAACACUAUGGACAUCGGACGCACUGUGCUUCAGAACUACCUUCCUCGUCACAGGCUUGAUGCUGGUACAUUUGGAACAAUGGGUGUUGGUUUGGGAUUUGCCAUUGCAGCUGCUAUAGUAGCUAAAGAUAAAAACCCAGGGCAGCGGAUCAUCUGUGUGGAAGGAGACAGUGCAUUUGGGUUUUCUGGCAUGGAGGUGGAAACCAUCUGCAGGCACAACCUGCCAAUCAUAAUCUUGGUGGUGAAUAAUAAUGGAAUUUACCAAGGUUUCGAUUCAGGUACUUGGAAGGAGAUUUUAAAUUCUGGAGAAGCUGCUGCUGUGGCCCCUCCAAUGUGUCUUCUGCCAAACUCCCAUUAUGAGCAGGUCAUGAUUGCAUUUGGGGGCAAAGGGUAUUUUGUACAAACACCAGAGGAACUUCAAAAGUCCCUGAGACAGAGUCUGGCAGACACAACUAAGCCCUCUCUUAUCAACAUCAUGAUUGAGCCACAAGCUGCAAGGAAGGCCCAGGAUUUUCACUGGCUGACCAGCUCUAAUCUGUGAAUGAAGAUGCCAGCGGUGGUCUUGAGGAAUCUCUUCUUUCCUGCAAGAUGGAAUGUAUCUUCCACAGCACACUUGCUACAGUGUUAAAAUUGUGCAAAGAAAAACAUAAUGUAUCUUGAAUGACAUUUUGUAGUAAAGGAAUUAAUUGAAAGAAAAAGUUA
Orycteropus afer afer is the source of this 1907-nucleotide messenger RNA. RefSeq names its product 2-hydroxyacyl-CoA lyase 1 (gene HACL1). Gene Ontology annotation, cellular component: peroxisome. NCBI's taxonomy places the organism in Eukaryota, Metazoa, Chordata, Mammalia, Tubulidentata, Orycteropodidae. The record is from RefSeq and is a predicted model, not a curated record. Gene Ontology annotation, molecular function: magnesium ion binding; catalytic activity; thiamine pyrophosphate binding. Gene Ontology annotation, biological process: fatty acid alpha-oxidation.